AAUGCAUUUUUAAAUUGUUAAAAUAUUUAGUUGAACCCUGUUAGCAUAUCAUCCAUACCCUUUUGGUUUCAUUGCUUUUGCUCUUGUUCUCUGCCUCUCUCUCUCUGUCCUCCCCUAGUAUCAAGUUCAACUUUCAAUACAUUAUCCACACUCCUGUCUGCACAAGUCCGCAGUUUCCUCUUCUUAAGUGCCAAACAAGCAACUUAAUUGUAACUCCGAUUUCCUUGGAACUCUUUCAACUUGGCUGCUGUUGUUAGUCAUUAUUACGUAUUUUCAACACUCUCUGGUGCAGAGGGCCAUCUUGGUGUGGUAUACAGAAAGGUGAGCAAAGAAAGACUGAAAAAGUGCAAGUGUUUAUGGAUUGGAAUUUGAAAGCACCUUCUUGGGAUUUGAGUGAAGUGGAUCAGGCAAACUUACCCAACAUGGAAACAAUGGAAGGCUCAAGCAGAUAUGGAAUGUAUAGAACUAAGGGGGAAUUUUCUGUUGACUUGAAGCUUGGCCAAGUGGGAAAUUCUGGCACGGAAUCAUCAGUGUUGACUAAGUCCAAAGAUGGUGGUGCUGUUGGAGUCUCCAAAAUGAUAUCCUCAUCUUCUUCAGGGUCAGCUAAGAGAGCUCGUUCCCUUAGCAACGGGACACAAACAGUGUCAUGCCUUGUGGACGGGUGCCACUCUGAUCUCAGUAACUGCAGAGACUAUCAUAGGCGCCAUAAGGUCUGUGAAGUCCAUUCCAAGACUGCACAGGUCACAAUUGGAGGCCAGAAACAAAGGUUCUGCCAGCAGUGUAGCAGGUUCCAUUCACUGGAGGAAUUUGAUGAGGGGAAAAGGAGCUGCAGGAAGCGGUUAGAUGGGCACAACCGACGGAGAAGAAAGCCACAACCAGAAGUUGUUCUAACGCGGUCUGCUAGUUUUUUGUCGAAUUACCACCAAGGCACACAAUUGCUAUCUUUCUCAAGUUCACAUGUGUACCCAUCCACUACUGUGGUGAAUCCUACUUUGGGUGGAGUUCUUACUUCUGGUGAUGUAAGGCUUCAUGGGCAGAACCACCUCCACCACCAAAUGCAUUUGGUUGAUAAACAGGACCUGUUUCUUGGAUCUUCUCCAACCGGUUACAAGGAAGGGAAGCAUUUGGCAUUCAUGCAAGGUGACCACACCCUCAACAACCAGAGCCCACAUCUUCCAGGUGCUUCCGUGGGCCCGGCCCAGAUGUUUCUUAGGACCAGCCCGUAUUCAGAAAGCGGUGGAUUGAGAUGCAAAAUGUUCUGCGAUAGCCUAACAGGUUCGGCCCACGGCAACACCUCUCGUGCUCUCUCUCUUCUGUCAUCACCACCACAGCCGCACAGUCCUGGAAAUGGAUUAAACCAAAUGGUGAACCCUCACUCGCCACUUAUGCAACCCUUGGGCCUGAGCCUGCAUGAUAACAGCCUGGGCUCCGUGGACCCGGUUUUGGGCCCCAACGGGAGUGACCAUUCCUCAUCAAUGCAUCACAUAGGUUCUAAUGGAUCCCAGGUGAAUGAGGCCCCUCCACUAUUUCCCUUUCAAUGGGAAUAGACUUCAAUUAUAAGGACUCGUCCUUUGGUUGUUGAUUCUUUCCCUCGUACUAUUUCAAUGUUCAAUUUAUCUUUUAAUGAAGGCAAUGAACUAUAUCCAUCACGUUUAACAAAAUGGUGUGGAAAUUUUUCAUGUCUUUAAAAGUGAUGAGUUUGUUGCUGUGCACCAUCAAAAACUAUAUUUCCU
Messenger RNA from Glycine soja, 1733 nucleotides. Its product is annotated as squamosa promoter-binding-like protein 13A. Lineage: Eukaryota; Viridiplantae; Streptophyta; Magnoliopsida; Fabales; Fabaceae. The record is from RefSeq and is a predicted model, not a curated record. Gene Ontology annotation, molecular function: DNA binding. The transcript is spliced from 5 exons. The coding region runs from base 357 to 1547 and encodes 396 amino acids. Gene Ontology annotation, cellular component: nucleus.